Molecule: messenger RNA, 871 nt
Organism: Arachis stenosperma
Lineage: Eukaryota; Viridiplantae; Streptophyta; Magnoliopsida; Fabales; Fabaceae
Product: protein yippee-like At5g53940
Exons: 5
Coding region: 202-585 (127 amino acids)
Cellular component (GO): ubiquitin ligase complex
Source: RefSeq, a predicted model, not a curated record
AAAUCAAUCAUCAUUUUGCUUUUCAAUUUUUUCUUUUGCAUUUGUACAGGAAAAAAAAAGGAACCUGCAUUUCCGGUUGCCCGUAGCAUGGUAUGAAGUGCCACCUUCCUGAUUCCGCAAACAGAACAGAGAAGACUGUGACUUUGGGUUCGAGAGAGCAACAACCACCACCUUGGGGGGUUAGGGUUUGAAUUAGGGUACAUGGGUAGGGUUUUUCUUCUCGAAUUGCAAGGCAGGGCUUACAGAUGCAGAUUCUGCGAUACCCCUCUUGCUCUCUCUGACGACGUUCUCUCUCGGUCCUUCACUUGCCUUCGAGGGAGGGCAUACCUAUUUAGCAAUGUGGUGAAUAUAACUCUCGGGCCUCAGGAGGAGAGAAUGAUGAUGUCUGGCUGGCACACUGUUGAAGACAUAUUUUGUUGCUGCUGUGGACAACUUCUCGGAUGGAAAUAUGUGGUUGCGCAUGAUAAAAAUCAAAGAUUCAAGGAAGGCAAAAGUGUGCUCGAGAGAUGGAGGAUUGCUCAUGAUGCUGGGGACGAAUUGAAUCUAGAUGCUCGCGCUGGUUCAAGUGACUCAGAAAACUCUUAGCAAGUUGCUUCUGUUCAUGAGUUUGCACAUAUUGUUUGUAGCAAUUAUAUUACCAGUACUUGUCGAGACAAAACUUUAGAAAAAAAAUCCCCUUACUUGGUGCCAGUAAAGUACUCCAGCAAUUGUGUAGAUCUUUUGAUGGCACUGAAUAAUUUAGAUUUGUUCGGAGAAUUAGAUUUAUACUCAAUUGCUUUGCACUGAAAAUGGGACUGUGCAAAGUAGCAUUAUCAUUAAUGUGAUUAGCUUUUGUUCUUAUAUUUUAUAAUAAUUCAACAAUUUCCUGAAA